Messenger RNA from Oncorhynchus kisutch (coho salmon), 3401 nucleotides. RefSeq names its product filamin-B. The record is from RefSeq and is a predicted model, not a curated record. Lineage: Eukaryota; Metazoa; Chordata; Actinopteri; Salmoniformes; Salmonidae. Gene Ontology annotation, biological process: actin cytoskeleton organization. Gene Ontology annotation, molecular function: actin filament binding. The transcript has 4 exons. The coding region runs from base 1015 to 1635 and encodes 206 amino acids.
AUCUCAAUGUUUACAGUAUGGCAUGUGAGUCAUGUUGAACAGUUGUUGAUUUGGCCAUCGGCUACAAAGUAUCUAUCAUGCCAGGUUUUUUUUACUUCUCCAGGCAUCUCUGAUGGAUAUUACUUUACUAUUGAUAAUCAGAAAAGGUGCUUUCGGAAGAAAGAGGAAAGUACCUUAAACUUGGACAUGUGUUUGGCGUUUAGAGGACUCUUGUUUCAGUAUUUUGCAAAGAUGUAGAGUCAACAUUUUUCAAUAACACGCAUGCACACACACCCCUCAAUGCCGUCCUGCAGUCCAUCUCAAUGAGGACAGGGGCCAGGACAAGACCAAAAAACAUACCCCUGAGCUACAGAUGCUACACCGACAACGUAAGGUGAGCUGUUUCUAGCCCAUCAAACUAUGUAUUAGCAAAAGGUGUCGUUAGUGAGGCUGGCAAAAACUAUCAUACAUAGGAGUAACGCACGGAAAACCCAGCGCUCUGAAAGACGUGUCACAAAACAAACAAUACCUCACAGUGAAGGGAUGCAAAGAACUGAACUAAAUAGUGUGUGAUAAUGACAUGCAGGUGAUUAGAAUUCAGGUGAUUGGGAUCUGGAGAGUGAGCUGCGUUCAGGGGAUCUACAUGUUUGAGGGUAUGAGUUGGAAGCAGAUGUUACACAUAGGGCCCCCAGAUGGGGAUCAGCUUUACAUCCGAGGGGUAUUCUUACUGACCUCCAUCCAAUAACCCUCAAUACACAUCCUAGUGAGGUCAUGAAAUCUAGUGUCUGAUGCACUUCUUUCUAUGCUAACAGUUUGGACAAUGUUUUGUGUUAUGAUAACACGGAGAGGGAAUAUUUUAUCCCUCCCCUCCAGCAAAAACUCCUGAAAUUUGCGAGGUUAACGCUUCUCAUAUUCUACACCUCGCCCUCCUUUAAAAGCUCCACCGCACUAUGGGGAGACAGACAGAUCAGAUUCGAAACAACAGAGGAAGGGGAAGAAGGCAACAAGGAACAAGCAACGUUAGUAUAUUACAGUAUGCCAUUUACCAAGAGCGAGGUCUCUCUGGCUGAACACAGUGUGUGUGCCGCUAGGUGUAACCUGACAGAUGAUGUACCAUUGAAGAAUAUCCAGAAGAACACCAUCACACGGUGGUGCAACAAGCACCUGAAGUGUGUAAACAGGUUCAUAGGUGACCUUCAGUUUGACCUAAAUGACGGGCUGACUCUCAUCGCCCUACUGGAGGUCUUGAGCCAUAAGAAGAUGUUCAGGAAGUACCACACCAGGCCCACAUUCAGACAGAUGAGGCUGGAUAAUGUCUCUGCUGCGCUCGAGUUUCUGGAACAGGAGAAUGUCAAGAUGAUGUCCAUAGACAGUAAGGCCAUCGUGGACGGGAAUAUGAAGCUGAUCUUGGGGUUGGUGUGGUUCCUACACUACUCCAUCUCUUCUCAUUUACUGGAGGAAGAGGGCCAGGACAAGACCAAGAAACAGACCCCUGAGCUACGGCUGUUGGGUGGAUCCUGGACAAGGUGCCCGAACUGCCUAUCACCAACUUCAGCCAGGACUGGCAGAAUGGCAUGGCUCUUAGGACACUGGUGGACGGACUGGCCCCAGGUUUGUGUCCAGACUGGGAGAGCUGGGACGAGGUACAGCAAGUAGACAAUGCCAGAGUGGCCAUGCAGCAGGCUGACGAGUGGCUGGGAGUGCCAAAGGUCAUUGCCCCAGAGAAGAUCAUUGACCCUCGUGAGGAUGAGCAGUCCAUCAUGACUUACCUCUCCGUGUUACCCAAAGCUCAACUGAAACCUGGAGCCCCCUGUCGUAUCUUUGGCUAUGCCGGAUUAAGUGAUAUGACAUGCUAUUCUAUAAAAUAAUUUCUCCGUAAUUAAUAUCACCUGAUUGAGCUAAUCAUGUAAAUGUAAUUAACUAAAGAGUCGGGCACCACAAAAUAAUAUUUAUAGAGCUGUUAUCUUCCGAAUAAACUCUUAAAGACCUAGUAAUAUUUUACAUCAAUAGCAGUCCAUAUUAAUCCUCAUCUUAAUUCAGUCUCAUCUGAAAGUUGCAAAUUCAUGGUUAUCUGCACGAACCCUGGCUAACAAUUUGAAUCAGCAAUACAAAAUUGGGUUUAAUUAUUUAUUUACUAAAUACCUAACCAAUCACACAGAAUUACACAUGCACAUAAUUAAAUCAUAACUUGAUUACAAAUUACAUCAUAAAGGAAAACGUCCCUAGCGGAUGGAACAGAUAUGACAGCUUGUUACACAAAAGAUAAGGGGCUGGGUUUGAGUGAAGGAGGGGGAAGACAGGAACCAAGGCGAAGCUGUGCUAUCGUAAAUACAGUACCUGAUGCAUUCUAAAUUACCGCCCAUUUGGAAAAAGAAAAUAUAGUAAAUAUUUACUCUGAGCUGCGCUUUGGUACGUUGGUGGUAGAUGAAAGGCCGUGUUGCCAAACCGAGUCCUUUGAAGAAUGUCUCUGGUUGUCAAAUGGAUACGUUGUAGUAACGUCGUUUGGGUGAUAGACGGGAUACUCUGUCUGUUCAUUCCUAACCCUCGUUGCAUCUGCUGUUGCUAACUCAACGGCUAGGAGGUAUCACUUCUGUAGUGAAUAAGAGUUCAAAGUUCAUACCAUUCGCAACCAAGCUCACGCUGAUGUUGGCUUCGUUCUGUAGUUAUUAUUUGAACCAUUCUGACAUUGGACCUUCGUCCUCACAUCAUCGGAACAGGAGGUUAUAUUGUCAUCAAGGGCUUAUAUAGGAAGGGAGAGAGGGGCGUGUUUGAAAAGUUGUAUAGCCCACGUCCCUUCACAGGGGCGGGCCACUGAUUGAGCAGAGCCCUGUCUUAUGAAAACCCAAAUCUCACAUUUUAGAAGCUAAAGUGACAUUUCAUCCCAUCACGAAUAAUUUCAUAUUCAAACAUUUAAAUUGAACAACAAUUCCAUGUGAAUCCGAUAACUCUGAUGUGUAGACUUUCCACUGUAGAGUUUUUGUCAUCUUAUCAUUGAUGAGAAUGUCUCAGAUGACAACCGAACUGACAUCAUAUUCAUUAAGUACCACCGCAUAUGUUAAAUUGUUCGGAUUUCCCCCCACCUACUGAUGUUCCCAGAAUCUCUAUGUUAGCCAAGGGUUUUGCAAAUGUAACCUCAGUAGGGUAGAGAGAGGAAAAAGGGGGGAAGAGGUAUUUAUGACUGUCAUAAACCCUUGGCUAACAUGGCUAAAUUUGUCACUGCUCUACCCCUCCUAUGUUAAUCAGCGCUCAUAACAGGCAAUCUGGCUAGCCUUGUUUUUACAAAAAGGUGAUUUGUGUUUUGAGGUUCUAUGGACAAAUCUGGGGCAAUACGCUGUGCAUGUGACCUGUGAUGAAGAUGAGAUCGAGGACAGUCCUUUCAUGUCCCUCAAACGCCUGAAUAAAAAUAAAUGCUACCCACACAA